AUGGUGUCUCCAGAAUUUCAGCCAGAUGGCUCGAGGACACUAGAAAAGCUCCAGGGGUUUUGCCAGCCUUUGUUCGCUGGAGAAACGGUCACGGGAGAAUGGUGGCACUACAAUGCAGAGGGGACGCUCUUUCCAGUUCUUGUGAAAGUUCAGAAUGUCGUUUCUAAUGGGAAAAACUAUAUGGUCUGCGUAUGGCAUGACCUGACUGAAAUCAAGAGACGUGAGGCUGAGUUAGAGAAAGCGAAGGAGGCUGCAGAGGCUGCUAGCCAAGCCAAGAGCCACAAGAUCGAGGCUCGUUCCAUAGCGUUGGAAUCCAUACCCUGCAGCCUCAGAGAAGCCAUUGAUGAAUCACUGUCCUCAGUUCGGGUGUUAGCACUGCAGAAGGACCUAGAGUCCCCGUCUCCUUUGGUAGAGCUGCGCUCGUUUGCAGGGCUGAGGUGUCUGGUGGUGGAGGACAAUCCGGUGAACCGAAUGGUGGUGGUGAGGCUGCUGGGCAGCCUGCAGGUCACCUGUGACGUGGCAGAGGAUGGGGUCAAGGCGGUGGAAGCAUGCCAAGCCAAGGAGUAUGACGUCAUCUUCAUGGUGAGUCUGUCAGCUGGUCUAAAUCUGGAGAGCUGGAGGUUAAAGAGGUGGGGGAGAUGGGGGCGAGGGGAAGGGGAAGGGGGGGAAUGGGGGCAAUGA
Messenger RNA from Closterium sp. NIES-65, 681 nucleotides. Lineage: Eukaryota; Viridiplantae; Streptophyta; Zygnematophyceae; Desmidiales; Closteriaceae. The record is from the annotation of a GenBank genome assembly.